Molecule: messenger RNA, 1604 nt
Organism: Pelobates fuscus (common spadefoot toad)
Lineage: Eukaryota; Metazoa; Chordata; Amphibia; Anura; Pelobatidae
Gene: CHGA
Product: chromogranin A
Exons: 9
Coding region: 150-1406 (418 amino acids)
Biological process (GO): defense response to bacterium; negative regulation of catecholamine secretion; negative regulation of insulin secretion
Cellular component (GO): chromaffin granule
Source: RefSeq, a predicted model, not a curated record
CACUUCCACUGAGGCUGGGAUAUAUAAGCCAGGCUGUGCUGCAGUGCUCAAUAGGCUUCAACAGGAGAAGGCAGAGCAAGGAUUUGGGCACUGAGCAAAGGAUUACAUAAUUCACCCCCUCCAAAAAGAAAUUAGACACUGCCUGUGGAAUGGGACAGAAAAUGCCUUCUUUAGGGGUGAUCUGCCUAGCCCUCUGUGCAAUGCAAGUAAUGUCCUUCCCUGUAUCCAGUCCAGCCAGUGAAGAUGACAGUAAGGUAAUGAAGUGCAUUGUUGAAGUCAUUUCUGAUACAUUGUCAAAACCAAGUCCAAUUCCAAUCAGUCAGGACUGCCUGGAGACUCUCAGAGGGGAUGAACGCAUUAUUUCCAUUCUACGACACCAAAACCUCUUAAAGGAACUUCAAGAACUCGCAACUCAAGGUGCCACGGAGAGGGUGCAGAAGAAGAGUUUUGAAGAGGAGCUUUCUGGUGUCCUUGCACGGCAGAAUAACAAACCCAUCCUUUCCGAAAAGUUAGAUGAAAUCCCUCCAGGGACUCACAAGUCUUCACUUGGUGAUACAUCAUCAGAAAGUACUGAAAGCAAGAGGCAGCCAGAAGAGGAAGAAAAAGCAGGUUCCGAACAAGAAGCCCCAGAAAAAAGCCAAGAAGAUACCAGCACAGAGGAGCUAGAGAGUAAUGACAUUGAAAAGAGAGAGGAGGCCACUGGGGAUGAAGAGACAGACAAUCAUAUCACCGACACUAUCAAUGAUGAGGAUCUGCCCCGAGAAACUGAAGACAACACAAGCCAUAAUUCUAAGGAGACAGAGACCGAGAGCCAGACAGUGUCGAGUGAAUCAGUUGAGAGACGAGAGGAUGCAAAGGAAAAUCCAAAACAAGACAGUAAUGAAAGCAAAGAAGAGGAGGAUGAUACCCAAAGAGAUGACAAAGAUGACAAAGAUGAGACCACAUUAGAGGCUGAAAACGGUAAUGAAGAUGGAAAAUCUGAAGCUGAAGCAACGCAGGAGGGUGGUAAUUCCCACCACCGGGAGACCAAGAGUGAUGAAGAAACAUCUUCCAAUGAACAUGAAGAUUCCAAACGAUUUAACAAAAUGGAUGAGCUUGCCAAACAGUUAACGUCCAAAAAAUGGGUGGAGGAAAACAGCAGUGAGGAGGCCGCACACCAGACUGAAGGCACAAAAUAUGAUGCUGGGAGCAAGGAGUCUGAUGGACAGCGACCAUGGAAGCACUCAAGAGAGGACAGUAGUGAAAGAGAAAAUCAAAUCGCCAAUAAGCGAGACCCAGAAGAGAAGAAGGAGGAAGAAGGAAGUGCUAACAGGAAGACAGAGGAUCAGGAACUGGAGAGUCUAGCAGCUAUUGAGGCAGAACUGGAAAGUGUUGCACAUAAACUACAUGAACUAAGAAGGGUUUGAAUCUCAAGCUGUGCUACAAAGUCAUCUGGAUGUUUGCUACUGCACCUUCUUUCUUUAUUUCCCAACUUAAAGGAACACAAUAGUUCCCUAAAUGACUUUAGCUAAAUAAAGCAGUUUUAGUGUAUAGACCAUUCCCCUGCAAUUUCACUGCUCAAUUCACUGUCAUUUAGGAGUUAAAUCACUUUGUUUCUGUUUAUG